CUCACCUGCACACUCUUGCACCGCCCAGCUGUUUGAUGCAUCCACGUCGUCUCGCCCUGUCGAUCCGUUCGCUAGCUUAUAUACCCGUACACCAGCACAGGCUACCGGUAGUCAUGGCCGCCGCGGUGGUGGCGCUUGGUGCGGCGGCCGCUGCGGCUGCGGUUCUUGCUCUGACGACGGCGGCGUCGUCGCCGGAGCUGGAUGAUCGUCGGUGGGGCAGCGGCAGCGUGGUGGCGCCGGCGCCGGCGCCGCCGCGGCAGCAGGAGUGCGCGGUGUGCCUGUCCGAGCUCGCCGGAGCGGCGGCACUGUGCGGCGAACCCGAGCCGGCGGCGGCCGUGAGGACGCUGCCGGGGUGCGGGCACGGGUUCCACGAGGAGUGCAUCGGCAGGUGGCUGCCGCUGCGCGCGGAGUGCCCGCUCUGCCGCCGGCCCGUGGCGGCGGCUGCCCACGGCGAGCCGGCCAAGGUGGGGGUGCCCGUCGUCGUCGUCGCUGUGGCUGAGGCUGAGGUGACGAUGGCGCCUGCAUGGUCGCAGGCGGCGAGGAUGGCGUGCGGGUUCGGCGACGGGCGGGUGGUGUGGACGCGUAGCCCGUCGGCGUCGGCGCCGGAGCUCUCAUAAUUAGCGUUUUGUCGAUCAAACUCGGACAGGAGUCAAGAGGGUAGUCCUUGUAACAGCUGCCUUGUCUUUUACUUGUACAUUACUGUGAUAAUUACUUUUCCUUGUUCA
Messenger RNA from Oryza brachyantha (malo sina), 725 nucleotides. Its product is annotated as RING-H2 finger protein ATL79-like. Gene Ontology annotation, biological process: protein ubiquitination. Lineage: Eukaryota; Viridiplantae; Streptophyta; Magnoliopsida; Poales; Poaceae. The transcript has a single exon. The record is from RefSeq and is a predicted model, not a curated record. Gene Ontology annotation, molecular function: ubiquitin protein ligase activity; zinc ion binding. Bases 36 to 617 code for a protein of 193 amino acids.